UUUCCCAAGUUGGACUUUGGGCUCAAGGCGAGGAGCGACUUCUCCAUGAUUUGUUUGCAAGUUACAAUAAGCUGUCCCGGCCUGUGAAAAACACAACUGACGCAGUGCUCGUCCACUUUGGACUGUCCAUCGCCCAGCUCAUCGAUGUGGAUGAGAAGAACCAGAUGAUGACCACAAAUGUCUGGGUCAAGCAAGAAUGGGAUGAUUACAAACUCAGCUGGAACCCGGAGGAAUACGAAAACGUCACCUCCAUCCGGAUUCCCUCAGAAAUCAUCUGGAGGCCAGACAUUGUCCUCUACAACAACGCUGAUGGCGACUUUGCGGUAACUCACCUCACGAAGGCCCACCUGUUCCAUGAUGGUCGGAUAAAGUGGAUGCCACCGGCCAUUUACAAGUCUUCGUGCAGCAUAGACGUCACAUUUUUCCCAUUUGACCAGCAAAGCUGCAAGAUGAAGUUUGGGUCGUGGACCUACGACCGCUCCAAGAUCGAUCUGAUCAGCAUGGCCAGCGAUGUGGAUCAGAUGGACUACUGGGAAAGCGGGGAGUGGGUCAUUAUCAAUGCAGUGGGCAAGUACAAUACCAAAAAGUACGAGUGCUGCAUGGAGAUCUACGCGGACAUCACUUACUACUUCAUAAUCCGGAGGCUUCCGUUGUUCUACACCAUUAACCUCAUCAUCCCCUGUCUUCUUAUCUCCUGUUUGACUGUGCUGGUGUUUUAUUUGCCAUCGCAAUGCGGAGAGAAGAUCACCUUGUGUAUCUCCGUCUUACUGUCCCUAACUGUAUUCCUCCUGCUGAUCACAGAGAUUAUACCAUCCACAUCGCUGGUGAUUCCAUUAAUUGGGGAAUACCUUCUGUUCACCAUGGUCUUUGUCACGCUUUCCAUCGUAAUUACUGUCUUUGUGUUAAACGUUCAUCACCGGUCCCCACAAACCCACGGCAUGCCUCAUUGGGUGCGGAGAGUAUUCUUGGACAUGGUGCCUCGAGUCCUCUUCAUGAAGCGUCCGCCUGGCACCGCCAAGCAGAACUGCAAGAAGCUCAUCGAGAUGAUGCACCGUCCAACCACCAUAUCUGCAACGGGCAACUCUCUGGCCUAUUGGACAGGGUUAGAGACGGGGUUCAGACAGAUGAGCCAGGUAAACGAUACCCUUCCAAAGACUCCAUCCGACAGUCCAAGCAUCCAUGUGUGCUCACCCUCCCCACCCUCUUCCCCUCUUGAGAACCACAACGGGAAUGAUCACCCAAUGAAGGCCAACCUUUUCUCCCGCCCUGGAUCUGGACAGUAUUCGGUUCUCUCUGAGAAACAACCCCUACGGGUUCUCAACUCUGCCGCCUCGUCUUCUUCCCAUACGUCCUUACCCCUUACUUUACCAAUGUGCCCACUCCGUAGCCUAUCCAGGGAAGAAAUACACACAAUGGCCCCAAAUGGUCGUUCCCACAGCGCAGAGCAGAUGUCUGACCAACAGAAGGAGCUUCCUCAGAAAGCUGGCCAUCGAUGUCGCUCAAGCAGCUUCCAGUACUGCUGCCUGCACGAUGAAGGACCAGGAAUCAUGGGAAUCGCAGGCUGGGUGAAGAAACAGCCUGCCACAGAUCAACCAACAGAACCCCUCAGAGUGGAGCCCGUUAAAGACGUGUGUAGCCAACAGACCCUGGGUCUGAUCAUUUCCCCAGCCAUGCAGCGGGCCAUAGAGGGAGUUCAGUACGUCGCUGAUCAUCUCAGGGCAGAGGAUGAAGAUUUUUCAGUGAAAGAGGACUGGAAGUAUGUGGCCAUGGUCAUUGACAGGAUAUUCCUCUGGAUGUUUGUCCUGGUGUGUAUACUGGGAUCUGUUGGACUCUUCCUUCCUCCUUGGCUGGCUGGAAUGAUCUAGAAGCUCCCCAUUGAAGGAAAGAGAGGCAACAAACAAUGACUGUCUUGUAUAAAAAAAAGAAUGGUUUAUCAUUAACCUUUUCAUUUUUUCAGAAGAACUACUAGCCCUACUUCUCAGUCUUGCCCGGGUUAUCAAAAGGUUACUCACGGAGAACCGAGUUGAAAUAAAUUCCAUUGAUUCCAGCGGGGCAUAUCAAUUCUUUAUGAGGGCAAAAGGCCAACAGUGAAAAAUAUCCUUUCACACCACUCCAUUUUGACAUUGAGCAGUAUAGCUCAUGCUGUCACCAUAAAGAGAAAAUAAUCGAGAUUGAACCAUUUACAACUGCAGAAAAAUCAAAGACUCAGGAAGAAUAUUUUAUUUUCUGAGAACGUAAGAUGUUUAUAAAACUGUAUAAGGUUUGGUUUGAAUCUACAAUAACAUUCCUACUUUCAAUGAUAUAGUACCCUGACAAUAUUCAUCAAAUAUAUACGUUUCAGAGCUGCCUGAUUUGGCAGCAUUUGGUGAAUAAUCUUUGAAGAAUUUGUGUGUGUUCAGGUGUGACGCUUUUUUUGCAGUGGUCAUAGUUUAGCCCACAUGAAGCUCUCUGAUUUUCUAAUUCCAGCAGUUAAAUUAAACGCAUCUAUUCAAUACUCCUUUUGUCACCAACCAGCACUUUGGUGUUAACAGCAAGGGAAUUAAAGUCACUCUCUCCAGUCAUGCAAAUUAACCUUCCUCGCCUCAAACCUGGCCACCUAUUUCCUACUUCUAUUGCUUGAUAAAUGAGUAAAGCAGGAGUGGUGAAUAUCAAUAAAUAACUGCCAC
This is a messenger RNA of Notothenia coriiceps (black rockcod), 2666 nucleotides long. RefSeq names its product neuronal acetylcholine receptor subunit alpha-4-like. The transcript has 5 exons. Gene Ontology annotation, biological process: monoatomic ion transmembrane transport. The record is from RefSeq and is a predicted model, not a curated record. Lineage: Eukaryota; Metazoa; Chordata; Actinopteri; Perciformes; Nototheniidae. Gene Ontology annotation, molecular function: acetylcholine-gated monoatomic cation-selective channel activity; transmembrane signaling receptor activity. Gene Ontology annotation, cellular component: postsynaptic membrane. The coding region runs from base 165 to 1865 and encodes 566 amino acids.